Prunus avium (sweet cherry) is the source of this 1382-nucleotide messenger RNA. Its product is annotated as Protein phosphatase 2C family protein. Gene Ontology annotation, biological process: protein dephosphorylation. NCBI's taxonomy places the organism in Eukaryota, Viridiplantae, Streptophyta, Magnoliopsida, Rosales, Rosaceae. Gene Ontology annotation, molecular function: protein serine/threonine phosphatase activity. The record is from RefSeq and is a predicted model, not a curated record.
UGGAGGCUCGAAGCUCGAAUUUGCUUCAUCCAUAUCUUUUAGUGUUCUUGAUUCUUGAAAAUAGUGACCAGUUGUUUUGAGUUCACAAUGAGUGAAACUGAAACCUCCAAUUCAGCCCCCAAGAACGAGACCCCAAAAGAGGUAGAACUAGCGCCAAAGCAAAAGCAAAAGCGUGAAAGAAAUUCCGAGGACUCUAUUUCAGCUGCAAAGAAGUCGAAAACCGAACAAGAGCAAGACCCAGAUGUUGAUUUAGGUGAAGGGAACAAGGAUAGUGGGGUCAAUGAGCCAAAUUCAGGUGGGAGGGAAAUGGGUUUUAAGAUUGAAGCUGAUGCAGCCGAGGAUAAGGGGUUACGGCACGCCAUGGAGGACGCUUGGGCUGUGCUCUUGGACGCCAGCUUGGAUUUUCCGGGAAAAUUGAGAUGUGCGCAUUUUGCAAUUUAUGAUGGGCAUGGAGGUCGAUUAGCUGCAGAGUAUGCUCAGAAGCAUUUACAUACAAAUGUGCUUUCAGCCGGAUUACCACGUGAGUUGUUAGAUGUAAAAGCAGCCAAGAAAGCCAUACUUGAUGGUUUUCGGAAAACUGAUGAGUCUCUUCUUCAAGAAAGUGCUGCAGGGGGAUGGCAGGACGGUGCUACAGCUGUAUGUGUCUGGAUAUUAGGAAAAACUGUUUUUGUUGCUAACAUUGGGGAUGCAAAAGCAGUGGUAGCAAGAUCAUCUCCUGCUGAGGGAUUGAAGAAUGGAUCUGAUGAAGCAUGUCAUCUGAAGGCCAUUGUUUUAACAAGGGAACACAAAGCUAUCUAUGCACAGGAGCGUGCUCGUAUUCAGAAGGCUGGUGGUAAUGUGAGUUCAAAUGGACGACUACAGGGGCGCCUUGAAGUUUCUAGGGCCUUUGGAGAUCGCCAUUUCAAAAAGGUGGGUGUUGUUGCAACCCCAGAUAUUCAUUCAUUUGACCUUACAGAGAGAGAGCACUUCAUAAUUCUUGGUUGUGACGGCCUCUGGGGGGUAAUUGGACCAAGUGAUGCUGUUGCUUUUGUUCAAAAACUUUCGAAGGAGGGACUACCUGUUUCAACUAUUAGCCGCCGUCUUGUAAAAGAAGCUGUGCGUGAACGGCGCUGUAAAGAUAACUGCACUGUAAUCAUAAUCAUGUUCAGGCACAAGUAGUUCUAGGCGCCAAUUCAUUUUAAAAGGAAUACCCGGCUACUGGCUAUGAAGCACCGUGAGGGUUUGUUUCUUUAAUUGUGUAAGCUCAACAAUAUGUUGUCCACCAUUGGUUAGUUGCUCAGUCAUGAAGUAACCAUUGAAUUGUUGAAAACUUGAUAUAUGCAGCCUGGGAUUCUUGGUGCAGAUAUUGCUAGAUGUUUUAAAAUUGUAUUGCUCUAACACAA